AUGGUAUCAGACACACCUUUGAGCCGCUCGAGCAGUACAAGUGAGAAAAUCCAAGUAUGGGCCUUGGACUCGCUUCCAGGCACAGGUGAAAACGACUAUGCAAGUCGAGACGUCACAAGUUCAAUUGAAACAAUUUUACCUGUCGUUAAGAAGAUUUCGGUACCUAUACACUCGAAAACAGAACUCAUCAAAGAGCUACAGAGACAUGGUGUCGCACUUGGUGAAGCACAAUGGCUUACGACAAAUUUGCGGCUCAUUAGUAAAAGUCCAGAACUUUACGAGUGGAAGAUGAAUGCUGAUGUUAUUGACGAAUUGUAUCAAUCGUUUCUAUCAACGGACCUUUGGCCUGUCAUUGAGCAUUUAGAUGCAAGAAAGUGCAAUGAUGUGGAAAUUCACUUUGUGCACGCUUCAAACAACAAUAUGUGGAGUCCCAAUCUGCUCCGUCGGCUCGACGCGCUGCGGGAGAAGCACGUUUAUCGUCAUUUGCUAGAAAAAUCGGGUCACUGGUAUAUUCGACUGGGCGACCAACGGAAAUUUCGUCGCUAA
Messenger RNA from Plasmopara halstedii, 546 nucleotides. RefSeq names its product serine protease family. NCBI's taxonomy places the organism in Eukaryota, Oomycota, Peronosporomycetes, Peronosporales, Peronosporaceae. The coding region runs from base 1 to 546 and encodes 181 amino acids. The transcript is spliced from 4 exons. The record is from RefSeq and is a predicted model, not a curated record.